Messenger RNA from Callithrix jacchus (white-tufted-ear marmoset), 1542 nucleotides. RefSeq names its product N-acetylglucosamine kinase (gene NAGK). The record is from RefSeq and is a predicted model, not a curated record. NCBI's taxonomy places the organism in Eukaryota, Metazoa, Chordata, Mammalia, Primates, Cebidae. Gene Ontology annotation, molecular function: N-acetylglucosamine kinase activity.
UUCCGGGCGCUAAGGGGAGACAAGGCAGUGACGACCUUGUCUAACGGUCCGUCCGCCCCAGAUACCCCUCUUUGGUUGCACCGUUUGAGAUGAGGGUACAUCUCUGGAAGCAGGAUCCAAGAAAAAGGGAGGGGGCCGCGGCGGACCGCUGUCGGUCGGCCGGAAGGCGACGUCCGCCCAAAGCCAGCCUGAGGGAAUGCAGGGAUUCACGGGUCCUACCGGCGCCCCGCCCCGCGCAUGCUCGCGCACUGAGAGUCAGCUGGCUGCGCAGGCGGUCACGGGACGCGGGGCGGUGCCCAGCCAGCUGGAGGGAGGGAAGCGUUAGGUCGGGAGGGAAGCGAACUGCUGGACCAGCGGCGACGGUAGCUGCAGCAUGGCCGCGAUCUAUGGGGGUGUGGAGGGGGGAGGCACACGGUCCAAGGUCCUUUUAGUCUCAGAGGAUGGGAAGAUCCUGGCAGAAGCAGAUGGACUGAGCACAAACCACUGGCUGAUCGGGACAGACAAGUGUGUGGAGAGGAUCAAUGAGAUGGUCAACAGGGCCAAACGGAAAGCAGGGCUGGAUCCUCUGGUACCUCUUCGAAGCCUGGGCCUAUCUCUGAGCGGUGGGGAGCAGGAGGACGCAGUGAGAAUCCUGAUCGAGGAGCUGAGGGACCGAUUUCCCUACCUGAGCGAAAGCUACUUAAUCACCACUGAUGCCGCCGGCUCCAUCGCCACAGCUACACCGGAUGGUGGAAUUGUGCUCAUCUCUGGAACAGGCUCCAACUGCAGGCUCAUCAACCCUGAUGGCUCUGAGAGUGGCUGCGGCGGCUGGGGCCAUAUGAUGGGUGAUGAGGGUUCAGCCUACUGGAUCGCACACCAAGCAGUGAAAAUAGUGUUUGACUCCAUCGACAACCUAGAGGCGGCUCCUCAUGAUAUCGGCUAUGUCAAACAGGCCAUGUUCAACUAUUUCCAGGUGCCAGAUCGGCUAGGAGUACUCACCCACCUGUAUAGGGACUUUGAUAAAUGCAGAUUUGCUGGGUUUUGCCGGAAAAUUGCAGAAGGUGCUCAGCAGGGAGACCCCCUUUCCCGCUAUAUCUUCAGGAAGGCUGGGGAGAUGCUGGGCAGACACGUUGUAGCAGUGUUGCCUGAGAUUGACCCGGUUUUGUUCCAGGGCGAGAUUGGCCUCCCAAUCCUGUGCGUGGGCUCUGUGUGGAAGAGUUGGGAGCUGCUGAAGGAAGGUUUUCUUUCGGCGCUGACCCAGGGCAGAGAGAUCCAGGCUCAGAACUACUUCUCUAGCUUCACCCUGAUGAAGCUGAAGUACUCCUCCGCUCUGGGUGGGGCCAGCCUAGGGGCCAGGCACGUCGGGCACCACCUCCCCAUGGACUACAGUGUCAAUGCCAUUGCCUUCUAUUCCUACACAUUUUCCUAGGGGCCUGGUCCCAGCUCCACCCACUCCAAGCUCAGUAGACACUGGGUCUGGAAGGAAGGAGUCCUUUUGCUUCCUUUUUCCUUUUUACAAAAACACACAUGGAAGAAAAUAAAUGCACUUUAUCCACUCCCCAA